UCAUAUGGACUUAUCUUCAAUGACAAGUAAAGGAAAGGAAAAGGAAGAUAUCUGACCAAUGCUGUCCUCUUUUCCUUUCGGUUUUCUCGGGCCAGCCCUCUUGUCUUUUAUCCUUUCCUUUUCUUCCUCAACGUCUCUUCCAUGGCACAUUAAGGAAACACGCAAAAGAAGGAUGAUGUAUCCUCGUUGUGGCACACAGAGGGUUAAAGAUCAACAAGCUGCCCUUGAUUAAUAACUUGGAAUAAUUAUCACAAGUAUAAAGCUUACUUCUACAUAUAUCAAGCAAAUAAAAAUAUGGCUUCCUCUUCUUCUCCUACUACUCCAUAUUUGAAGUUCGAUGUUUUCCUCAGUUUUAGAGGCACAGACACCCGCAAUAGUUUCACCAGUCAUCUUUAUGAUGCUUUGCAGCGAAACCAAAUUGAUGCUUACAUCGAUAAUAAACUUGGUGGAGGAGAAAAGAUCGAGCCUGCCCUCUUGGAAAGGAUUGAAGAGUCAUGUAUUUCGCUAGUCAUUUUCUCUGAAAAUUAUGCAGAUUCUACUUUCUGUUUGAGGGAACUCUCCAAGAUUCUUGAGUGCAUGGAGACCAGACAACAGAUGGUUUUACCAGUUUUUUACCGACUUGAUCCAAGCCAUGUUCAAAAUCUGACUGGGAGCUAUGGAGAUGCACUUUGCAAGCAUGAAAGAGAUUGUGGUUCUCAAGAAGUAGAGCGUUGGAGACGUGCUUCGAAAGAAAUAGCUAAUCUCAAGGGCUGGGAUUCAAACGUCAUUAAGGAUGAGACCAAGCUAAUUCAGGAAAUCGUUACUGACAUUCAAAAGAAAUUGAACCAUGAGCUGUCACCCUCAUUUGAUUCAAAACGCCUUGUUGGAAUGAAAUCACGCGUUGAAGACAUCGAAUCAUUACUAUCUUUUGGAUCAACCGGUGUGCUCAUUGUGGGAAUCUGGGGGAUGGGUGGUAUAGGUAAGUCCACAACGGCUGAAACUGUGUAUCGUCGAAACUGUAGUAAAUUUGAAGGCCAUUGCUGUUUCCAAGAUGUUAGGGAAGAAUCACGGAAGCAUGGAGUAGAUCAUGUGCGACAGGAAAUUCUUGGCAUGGUAUUAGAGAAGAAUGAUCUCAAAAUACACGGAAAAGUGCUACCCUCGGCCAUUAAGCGAAUGCUUCAAAGAAAAAAAGUCCUCAUAGUUCUUGAUGAUGUCAAUGAUCCACAAGAUCUAAAAUAUUUACUAGGAGAGGAUGGUUUGUUUGGCCAAGGAAGUAGAAUCAUUGUGACAAGUAGAGAUAGGCGAGUUCUUGAAAAUGCAUGUGAAGAAGAUAAAAUUUACGAGGUUAAAAUUUUAGAUGAAGACGAUGCACUUCAACUCUUCAGCUUACAUGCCUUUAAACAAGAUCGUCCCAUAGAAGGAUAUACCGGGCUAUCAAAAACUGUGGUAAGCUGUGUUAAGGGCAUUCCAUUAGUUCUCGAGGUUUUAGGUGGCAAUCUAUACAAUAAAAGGAGUGUUGAAUACUGGGAAAGUAAGGUGGCACAGCUAAGAACAAAUGGUGGCGAGGACAUUAAGAAACAUUUGGAAAUGUGUUAUCAUGAAUUAGAUCAGACAGAAAAGAAAAUAUUUCUUGAUAUAGCAUGUUUCUUUGGACGGUGCAAGAAGGAUUUUCUCCAACAAACACUAGAUCUUGAAGAAAGAAGUGGGAUAGAUCGUCUCGCUGAUAUGUGUCUCAUAAAAAUUGUUCAAGACAAGAUCAAGAUGCAUGAUGUGCUCCUAAAACUAGGGAAAAAAAUUGUCCUCCAAGAAAACGUUGACCCUAGAGAACGUAGCAGGUUGUGGGAGGCUGAUGAUAUCUAUCGUGUAUUAACAACUCAGGGGACUGGAUCAAAAGUGGAAAGCAUAUCCCUCAUCUUGGAUGCAACUAAAGAUCAAUUGACGUUAAGUCCUACAGCAUUUCAAGGGAUGUAUAAUUUAAGAUUGCUCAAAAUCUACUACCCACCUUUCUUAAAGGAUCCCUCAAAGGAGCAAAUUAUGAAUGGAAAGAGGGUCGGAAUCCACCUUCCACGAGGGCUUCACUUUCUUUCAAGUGAGCUAAGGUUUCUCUACUGGUAUAAUUACCCUUUGAAAUCCUUUCCAUCAAUUUUUUUCCCUGAGAAACUUGUUCAACUUGAAAUGCCUUGUAGCCAGCUUGAAGGCCAGCCACUUGAGCAGUUGAAAUGUCUUAAAUCACUCAAUCUUCAUGGUUGCUCAGGACUAGGAAGUUUACCACAUAGUAUUAGCAUGUUGAAAUCUCUUGACCAACUUGAUCUUAGUGGUUGCUCAAGACUAGCAAGUCUACCAAACAACAUUGGCGUGUUAAAAUCUCUAAAAUUACUUAAUCUUAGUGGUUGCUCAGGCCUAGCAAGUUUACCAAAUACCAUUGGUGUGUUGAAAUCUCUUGACCAGCUUGAUCUUAGUGGUUGCUCAAGACUAGCAAGUCUACCAGACGGUAUUGGCACAUUGAAAUCUCUUAAAUGGCUUAAUCUUAGUGGUUGCUCGGGACUAGCAAGUCUACCAGAUAAAAUUGGCGAGUUUAAAUCUCUGAAAUUACUUAAACUUCAUGGUUGCUCAGGACUAACAAGUUUACCGAACAACAUUGGUGAUUUGAAAUCUCUUACAUCGCUUAAUCUUAGUGGUUGCUCAGGACUAAAAAGUCUACCAAAUAGUAUUGAUCUGGCGGUCCAAAUAAUUGAAGAGAUCUGCAAUCGUAUCAAGACCGUUCAAAUUUCCGAUUCCAGCCCUACUCUCUCUUCGACCACAGUUGAAUCCGUAGAAGGUACGAAAUUCGAUACAGGAGAAACUAUUAAUUCGGAGGAGGAGAGCGUAUCUAAUAGAGUUCGACAAGUUUCCCCAUCUCAGGGGCCAACACUCCCCAUUUUGCAGAUUAUCAAUUUAAGUGAUAAAAUCCAGAAUUUGAAGAAAGAACACUCAAAUCUCUCUGAUCAAGUAAAGACUGCCAAGGAUUCCUUUCUUGGCCCCAAUAUUUUAGACACCCUUCAAAAACUCGGUAAUGAAUAUGAACUUCUUAAAAAGAAGUAUCUACAAGAGUUGUCUGAGAGGAAGAGGCUUUACAAUGAGGUGAUAGAGCUUAAAGGGAAUAUUAGGGUCUUCUGUAGAUGCAGACCACUAAAUAAAGUUGAAAUAACAAAUGGUUCGAACCAUGUAGUUGAAUUUGACUCUUCCCAAGAUAAUGAGUUGCAGAUCAUUUCCUCUGAUUCUUCCAAAAAGCAAUUUAAGUUCGACCAUGUUUUUGGGCCUGAGGAUAAUCAAGAGGCUGUUUUUGCGCAAACUAAACCAAUAGUCGCUUCAGUUUUGGAUGGCUACAAUGUCUGCAUAUUCGCCUAUGGACAAACAGGAACUGGAAAGACGUUUACUGUGGAAGGCAGCCCAGAAAAUAGGGGUGUGAACUACAGAACAUUGGAUGAGUUGUUCCGAGUUUCUCAAGAGAGAAGUGGCAUUACGAGAUAUGGUCUUUUUGUUAGUAUGAUGGAGGCUUACAAUGAGAAGAUAAGGGAUCUCUUGAUUGAUAGUUCCAACCAACCGCCUAAAAUGUUGGAGAUAAAACAAACAGCUGAAGGAACACAAGAAGUCCCAGGACUCGUUGAAACUCGGGUGACUGGCACAGAGGAUGUGGGGAAUUUACUCAAGUCUGGAAGUCGGGCCAAGUCUGUUGGAUCAACCAGCGCUAAUGAGCUUAGCAGCCGCUCUCAUUGUUUGUUGCGAGUAACAGUGAAAGGAGAGAAUUUAAUAGAUGGACAAAAGACAAGAAGUCACCUAUGGAUGGUCGAUUUGGCUGGUAGUGAACGUGUGGGAAAUAUUGAUGUUGAAGGUGGAAGAUUGAAGGAAUCGCAAUUCAUUAAUAAAUCUCUUUCAGCACUUGGUGAUGUUAUAUCUGCCCUCGCAUCCAAAACUGGCCACAUUCCUUACAGGAACUCAAAGCUAACCCAUAUGCUACAGAGCUCUCUCGGAGCAGAUUGUAAGGCCUUGAUGUUUGUCCAAAUAAGUCCAAGUGCUACUGACCUUGGAGAGACGCUUUGUUCACUAAAUUUUGCGAGUCGAGUGCGAGGAAUUGAAAGUGGUCCUGCCCGCAAACAGGCUGAUCUGACUGAACUUUUCAAAUACAAGCAAAUGGUGGAAAAGUUAAAGCAUGAUGAGAAGGAAACAAAGAAGUUGCAUGAUAGCUUGCAAUCAUUGAAGUUGAGGCUUGCUGCUAGAGAACAUAUCUGCAGUACUCUCCAAGAAAAGGUUCGAGAGCUUGAGAAUCAGUUGGGUGAGGAAAGAAAAACUAGACUAAAGCGGGAAACACGAGCCUUUGCCGCUGCCGCUUCUCAGUUUACGAAACAAGUAGUAGAGAAGAGAAAAGUAGAUUAGAACCCACCUCUGUGUCCUUCAAAGCUGAGGAUGCCGUUGCGAAAAAUCACCAAUUUCAUGCCUCCACCAUCUCCUCUACAAAAACAGAAAACUGUUUCUGUUUUAUCUUCAAUGAAUGACAAAGAAAACAAUCCAAGAACCACAACUGCAGGAGCAAAUACAAAAAGCCUUAUGAAACCCAGACGCAUGUCUGUUGCAGUCAGACCUCCUCCUCCAAUGUCAGCACAGGUUUUUCAGCCUAAGAGACGGGUAUCCAUUGCUACCUAUCGUUCAGAGCCAACCUUAAACAUGACUACACCACUUCAAACCUCGCGAUAUAAAAAUGGGAAUGUAGUUGCCAGAGUUCAGGACUGCAAGGAAUUCAAACUGUUCUCUCCAUUGCCAGAGUUCAGGACUGCAUCAGAGACUACACCUACUGUUAUGAGAACCAGUAGUAAAUUCAUGGGGAGUCCUCCAGCACAAGCAGGUUCUUGGAAGCCAAAGCACCCAACAGUUGUUGCACUGCAACGAAAAUCUCUGGUGUGGAGCCCGCUAAAGUUAAGGAGCUUUCAAAACUGGAGACCAUCUUUGUUGCCCUAUCGACCAUCAUCAACUAAUGAGGUGCAAUAAAACUUUAGUCUUCAUUGUCAUGAUAAAUAGUAGGUAGGAGUAUAUACUUCUUUUUCUUGAUUCCCAUCUUCCCAUUUUUCUUACAUGGAUAUUAAUCGCAAUUGUAUGCUACUUGCCUACUAAAAUUCAAUGUUCAGUGACAUUGUUCUACAUCAAA
This is a messenger RNA of Populus euphratica (Euphrates poplar), 5158 nucleotides long. RefSeq names its product disease resistance protein RPS6-like. The record is from RefSeq and is a predicted model, not a curated record. Gene Ontology annotation, cellular component: microtubule cytoskeleton. Gene Ontology annotation, biological process: microtubule-based movement; signal transduction. Gene Ontology annotation, molecular function: ADP binding; ATP binding; microtubule motor activity. Lineage: Eukaryota; Viridiplantae; Streptophyta; Magnoliopsida; Malpighiales; Salicaceae.